Messenger RNA from Pogonomyrmex barbatus (red harvester ant), 1927 nucleotides. RefSeq names its product luciferin 4-monooxygenase-like. The record is from RefSeq and is a predicted model, not a curated record. Gene Ontology annotation, molecular function: CoA-ligase activity. Lineage: Eukaryota; Metazoa; Arthropoda; Insecta; Hymenoptera; Formicidae.
CGCAUCAAUAACAUAUCGAUAAAUAUUAUACUAAUAGGAAUUAAAACUCUUGUGAUAUUUGCUGCGAAAUAGAAAAUUAUUAUUUCUUUAUAUAAAAACAUUAUUAAUAUUAUAUAAUUUAAAUAAAUUACUGGCACGGAUAUGGCAUUUAAGACAAAACUUCUGUACAAUAGUAAAAAUAAUGUACUCUCUGGUGAAACAGAAACCGUUCAUCUUCACAAUGUUGGAAAUAUGAUUUUGCACGCAUUUAAAUCUGAACCGGACUUUAUCGGCCAGGUGGAUGCGAAAACAGGAGAGAAAAUUACAUUCCAACAGAUGAGAGAAAACAGCGUAAAGUGUGCGUUAUGGUUACAAAAUGAAGGAAUUGGAUAUCAAGACAAAAUAACAAUAUGUACUUGUAACCAAAUGGACGCCUAUGUGCCAUUUCUAGCUAGUCUUUUUAUCGGGUCCAUUGUCAAUCCGUGGGAUGCAAGAUAUUUCCAAAAUUUUGUACGAGUUAUGUAUUUUUUAUCGGAAUUUGAUCCAGAUGUAAUCUUUAUCGACGAUAACAAUUACGAAAAACUUCAACAAGCUCUCGAUUGCUUAAAUAUAAAUGAUAAAAUAUGUUCUCCGAAAAUCAUAACUUUUGGAAAAAUUGACAAUGUCAUUUCGCUUGAAUCAAUUUUAAAUAUCGACAUUGAUAAGAGCAAAAUCAUGAAAUUUUCCUGCAAAGUGAGAAACACAAUAGAUGUCGUAGGAACAAUGUUUUCUUCUGGCGCAACAAGUUAUCCUGGUACAUCGUCUCUUCGUUACUUUGCUUUUACAUUUCCAUCAAAUCAGUGUAUACCUGUUAUGUCUUUCGGUGACGUUGGCCUAUGGUAUGAGCCUUUAUGUUGGACUUACAGUCUGCUUUUGAUUGUUCGUAGUAUAAUUUCAUUCGUAACAGUGAUCAAGUCUUCAGAAUUUAGCGAGGAAAAUUUAUAUAAAACAAUAGACAAGUAUAAGGUAACAUGGGUGUUUCUUACAAAUAAAGCAGGCAAUCAAUUGCUUCGAGUCGAUUCUCUUGCGAAAUACGAUCUUUCUUCCUUGAAAGAGCUUAUAUUCGAUACUACAGUAACACACAGUGAUAUUGACGAAAACUUCAUCAAGCAACUUUCACAUGUUUCUUUUGUUCGAGUAUACAGUGUAUCAACUACACAUAUAAUUAUUAAUUAUUAUCGGAGGAAUUAUAAAACGGGAUGUAGAAGUUAUUUAGCUAAAAAUAUUCAAUUGAUGAUUCUUGAUAUGAAAACGCAGGGUGCUGUAAACCCAAAGAAGCUAGGCGAAAUCUGGUACAAACUGGAGUGUUUAUGGUGCACUCAUAAGACAUGUGAGAUACCAAGUUGUGAGAAUUAUCGAGCAAAACGAAGUAUCGACAUGAAAUACUGCGCUCCCAUCACUUCCACAUGGCAUUGUACCGGAAAUUACGGGUUUUAUGAAACGACAAAUAAUCUACUCUUCGUUGUAGAUAAAAUAAAAAAUAUUAUUAAAUAUAAAACAUAUUUGAUCUCAGCUGCACAAAUCGAAUGCGUAUUACUAAAACAUCCGGCUGUGUCCGAGGUUGUUGUGCGAGGUGUGUCACAUCCUACUGACAUUCAGCAUCCAGUGGCUUAUAUUAAGAAAAAAAUUGGAAUAAAGGUAACCGAAGAGGAACUAAACCAAUAUGUGAUAAAAGACCUGCCCAGCUCUUAUAAAUUGCAAGGGGGUAUAUUCUUUAGAAACAAAAUGCCAUAUCUUCCCAAUGGAAAUAUUGACCGAAUGCUAGUUCAGCUAGACUCGUAAAUAAUUUAACGACAAUUUAACAUUUUUAUAUUUGAUGAAAAGUAUGAUGUGCAAAAGUACUAAGACAAUUUGAAAGUAUUAAAUAAUUUAAACGAUUUAAAGUGAUUUUUUUCUUAUAUAUACAAAU